Botrytis cinerea B05.10 is the source of this 3672-nucleotide messenger RNA. RefSeq lists its product as hypothetical. NCBI's taxonomy places the organism in Eukaryota, Fungi, Ascomycota, Leotiomycetes, Helotiales, Sclerotiniaceae. The transcript has a single exon. The record is from RefSeq and is a predicted model, not a curated record. Bases 378 to 3152 code for a protein of 924 amino acids.
GAGAAGUGGGUACGUUGAAUAUGGUGAAUUUCUUAUAUGAUGUGAUUCACAAUCAAGAUGGUCAGGUGUCGAUUUGUGUCAUUCGUUUUUUACGACGGCAGGAAUAUCAAGGAAUGAGAGGAAAAGCUUGCUUUUAAGUCCCAAGAAACAUUCCAAUUCUGUGCCAAAAACCACUACAUGAGCCACACAACCUGAACUACUCUAGCUACUUCGUAAGUUUUCUGUCAGUUUAUUGAAAAGCUAAAAGUCUAAUAUUCUUCCUAGAUCACAGAGCAACAAUAGUCCAACGAGCGACCACCAGACCAGCCAGUUUACUCGUGAGGUCUAUCAUUUUUGCCUUCAUCUUUGGUGAAAAGUUCUCCCAAUAGUCAAUUGAAAUGGGAAAAUCGGACUUGAUACCAAGAACACAACCCAAGAAGAGGGUACGGCCAAUCUCCAAUCCCCUCUACACCAACGAUGAGGCCUUUUUCUGCAAUAUACUCAAACAUCAUGAUUUGCGCCCAGGAGAACAGUUUCCUGCCUUCGGUCGCCUCUAUUCUGUAUCUUCCGAGCACGAGGAAAGUUUCUAUUUGGGAUGUCAAACAUUCUACACCUUCACUUUAGAAUUUAUGAAUUCAGAAAGAUGUGAGGAAUCCACCGAAGUUGCGCCUCCUGCUUGUCAAGUUGUGGCUCGGCCCAAAUCUUACAGAAAGCCUGCUAAAUAUGACAUCCAACCAUUGACGCCGAUUGACGAGUCCAUCGAAUCUAUCGAAGAGAGAACGAGAAACGGUCGACCUUGCUCACCAACGAAAAUGUCUCCUAGACAUGAUUCUAAUAAUUGCAAAGAUGAACAGCUCGGAAUCGUCUUUCCACUAGUGUCUUCUGCAAGUCCAAACAAUAAAUCCUCGUCACUUGGGAUUCCACAAUAUUCAGUCUCUCCUUUAUCUCCGAUGUCGAAAAUGAUUCAGGAUCUUGAAUACCCAUCAUUGCCGGCACCCAACAACACCCGCUCAAGUGAAUCACUUGAUUCAAUUCAUGGCAAGUCGUUGAAUUUAGCAAUUGCUAAUAUUAUUGGAACUGAAUCAAAUGACGACGAUGGACUCCACGCCAUCCCCAUUCACCCUAUUUCAUCGAAUCCCACAACAAAAUCACUUGAUGGAGUUCAACUGACCUCCCAAUUUUCUAAUCUAAUGUACGAUGCUCGAACUGAUAGAUAUAUCAAGAAAUCAAAAACUGAAAUCGAAAGAGGAUCUAGACUCAAUGAUGAUCUAGCAGUUGAUAGCAUGUACACAGCAGCUAACGAAGCGAGAGGAGAGAAAGGCAUGGUCGUGAGUCGAAUUGUGGAACAUCCCAAGGCAGCAAUCAUGAAAUACACUAAUUUGGAUGGCAUAACGGGAAUUCGGCCUUUGAGAAUGAAGCCACAAGUUCAGGACAAUGCUUUAUAUCGAGAAGUCAAGGUUGGACUUGGAAACAAAAGUGCGGAAGAUGCUGCUAAAGGACAUUUACGAAUGGCUUCAGAGCCAGAACGACUUGUAAUUCCAGGAACAGAUCAACAAGCUGGUGCAUUGAGAUCUUAUACAACACCUAUCAUGAGAAUCGCAAGACAUCCAUCUGCGAACAUGUCCCGAAAACUUGAAGAUUCUCCAACCUCAUCCCACAGAAAUUCCCGCCGCAGGAAAGCUGGCCCAGUUUACUUGACAGCCAGUGCUGGUAACGAAAAUGGAACCUCAAGAAGACCACUUUUCACCCCAUUCGAUACAAGAUCGCCAUCGCCUAAAACUCGUCCAGUUCGUUCGCCACCACCGAUGGAUCGUCCAUAUCGUCAUAUCAGUCAAAUAUCCAUAAAAAAUGCAUCUGGUUCUGAUAUUUCGCCAACACAAGAUCGUGGUCCUGUCGAAAGUAAUUCUUCUUCAUUCGCGGUUGAUGUUACCUCUCUCGUACCGCCAACACCCACUUCAAAAUCUCUAGCGAUUGAUAUCACUUCUGUCAUGCCACAGUCAAAAACUACCUCUAGUAACCCAAUAAAGGUUCCAUCCUAUACCCUCAACCUCCCUCAAAUCUUCUCAUCUCCUUCACCAAUCUCUCCGCCACCUAAACUUGCAUCCGCAGUCUUCGCUACUCCCAUCUCAAAGUCCAAUUCCGAAAACAUUCGAUCUCUCCCUAUCUCUAACAAGAAGAGAGCUGACAUCACUUCAUCAAUUUACACCCCCGAAUCCUCUCCUCACAAUAGUACUCAUAUACAAUCUCCACUUUCCAGGAUUUCCAGCAUUCCAUCUCCACCAAGUACGCCAACGACUAGCCUUUUCCGUUCUGAUACAACCAACACAAAGGAUACAGUGAGCACCGUACCCAGUACACCCACUCAAGGUAGCUACGGCCACAGCCGCCACAACACAUAUUCGACAGAUCUCUCUAGCAUUGCAUCACCUAUCACUAACCCGCUUUACAAUGCCAAACAAUCCUUCGAUGCUGAUCCCUUCUGGAUGCCUAGUCCACCUUUUGAUGCUACUCCAGUCCAAAAUACCACUCUAUCAGCUCACCCAUCACCUGCAUCCGGUCUCCGCAGUAAUCUCAGCGAAGAAAGCAUCGCCUUAACCGAACAUCUAGUCCGAGAAGGUAUCUACGGCGGUAUUGUCUACGAUAUCGUUGCAUCUCCCAGUCUCUAUUCCACGCAUCCGGACCCACUUGUUCCCCAUCUCACCAAAAAGCUUACUACCUCUCAAAUUCAACGUAGAAAGAAACUCGCAGCCCGCAAGCUCCAUGCCGCUCUUCGCAAACGAGAAAAGGCAGAGAAAAAAGAAAAGAAAGCCGAAGCGAAAAAGGUCAAAACCCCGCUUAAAAGGGUGAAAUCCCAAACUCGGAAAGCUAAACUAGCGGUGCAGAGUAAAAAAGGAACAUUGAAUUAUCUUACCAUCCGGGUCUUUUUCAGGGGCUUAGGGAAUGGAGUUAGAAUGAGGUGGCAAGGGGCUAGACGGAGAUUAAGUCAAGUGCAGUUUUCGAAGAUUCUGGGGGCAAGACCCGAGAGAGAGGUGGCGGGAGAUGGGUACGAUUUUGUUUGUAGGGGAGAGGGCGAUGACAAGAAUUGGGAGGAUGUGAGGAUGAGUGGUGGGGUUUUGGAACCGGUGAUAAGUAGAGAGGGAUUAGAGAUCACCGAGAUCAAAAUGAAGGAUUGAGUGCAAGCGUGAGUGUGAGUGUGAAUGCGCUGUCUGUUACUCACUGACCUACGCUCUUUACUAUGGGUAUCUCUUUUGUUUUAAGUCUGCGGGUAGAACUAGUUAUAGACUUGACUAGUACUGGCAUUGGAUAUUCAUCCUGGAUAGAUAAACUCCUUGGUCAUUUAAAAAUUAGACUAGAUCAAACUGGAAUUUUUUCAUUUUUUAUCUUCUCUCUUCAGGAGUUUUCUCAGCAUGCGCGUUAUUGGAGUUUUAUGGAUAUGAUGGAGGACUUGUUACAGGCGUUACUAUUUAUCAUAAGCUUUGGGUUUGGGAAUCAAGUACACGGAGGAUUUAACAUGAUACCUAUGCAUUAUGGACAAGAUAUUUCAUCGAUUUGUUGGGCAUACACAUAUCACGAUUAAGAUGGAUUAUGGAAGGACAGGGUAGAUAUUCAGAACCAUGAUUUAUUAUGCAACGUUUCACCAUUUUCUCACUAUCUAGUUUACCUAGUUGAUAGUAAAUUUGAAUUCAAAUCACA